Molecule: messenger RNA, 1468 nt
Organism: Oncorhynchus kisutch (coho salmon)
Lineage: Eukaryota; Metazoa; Chordata; Actinopteri; Salmoniformes; Salmonidae
Exons: 5
Coding region: 110-730 (206 amino acids)
Source: RefSeq, a predicted model, not a curated record
UUCUCCCUCCUCCUCAGACUAACGAUAUGUGAAACUGAUCUCUGGCUCUAAAGUUCCACUCCACUCUGUACAUUUCUCUCUCUGUCUGUCAGUCACGUCCAAGGUCGUCAUGGAAAUUCUCCUGUCCUGGGACCUGGUGUCUAUUGUCAUCAUGCUGUUCUUUGUCUGUACAGAGUCAGCAGGUGACUCAACAAAAUAUCUGAAAAACAAAUCAGCUUCUUUGGGAGAAAUUGUUACUUUGGUUUGCAAUAACUCAGAGACGAAUGCAUCAUAUAUCUGGAAGAAGGACACAGUUCUUAUUUUCUCUCAUAGUGACACACUGAAUAAAUCUGAAAAAAAAUUCACCUCUGACAGGAUGAAUGUUGAUCAUUCUACAAAGCUGACUAUCUUUAAUGUAGAGUUAAAUGACACCGGGAGCUACAGCUGUCAAAUAACAGAUGUUCAAAGUGGUGUACGGACAAUGGAGUGGAAUUUGACCAUCACUAAUAACCUCACAGAUCAUGCUGAAUAUAACCUACGGAGGUUAUUGCUCUUCAUAAUUCCAUCUGCUAUUGGAGGAGGGGUUCUCUGCAUUAACAUCUGUUGUAUGGUCUGGCUGUGUAGGAAACGAAUUCCGGAACAGACAAGUCAUUGUGAUUGGCACGGAGAGGUGCAGCAGGAAUGCAAUGAAGAGAUGAUUUAUGAAAACUGUCUAGCUACAGAUGCUGUCAACAUGGACCCACAACACUGAGAGAAAAGGAGGCAGAUUACACAGGAGGAGAACAGAGAACGUGACUGAGGGGUGGAGGUGUGGGUGAGAAAAUGUAUAGCAUUUCUAUUUCAGACAUUGACCACCUGAUAACAACAGUGCUGAGGUGAUGGAAAUAAUGUAUAUGGACAUAAUUUGUACCAGAGCAUGAGAGACAGAUACGUCUCUGUACUAUAUAGUCAAAAGGUGGUGCUCAGGGGUUUAGGACUGGUUAGACUGUUGUGGGCUAGGAUUUGCAUAGAAGAUGGAAAGCAAUGUAUCUCAGAAAGUCACACGUUGUUUCUAAAUAGCCUCCCUGCAUUAUUUUUAUAUUCAGAAGAACAUUGAAAUAAUGUAUCCACCCAGUUAAUGUGUCCAGGCCCUGAAAUAGACAUAAAGCAACAAGAAGGCCUGGUAGUUGGGUGUAAGGAACUACAUUGACAUAUUAACAGCAACAACAAAUGAAAAUGAUGUCCAUUAUGAAAAAUAAUAUGACUGAUGAACAACUACAGUAGUGUGUACACAUAUAGAGAAACAUGCUCACUGCAGCAUGACAACUUAAGGCCACUGGUCACACCAUGAUGGGAGAAAGACAGUGGUAUAGAGAGGUCUGGGAAAGAGUUGGUGCAGGUGUCAAACUGUUCAAAAAAACGUUAUUUGUGAAUACAUGUGUGAAUAGAAAAUUGUAACAUUUCCUGCACUUGGUAAAUAAAAACAAAUUGUUGUCAUUAUUUACAUUAA